Nezara viridula (southern green stink bug) is the source of this 1887-nucleotide messenger RNA. Lineage: Eukaryota; Metazoa; Arthropoda; Insecta; Hemiptera; Pentatomidae. The record is from the annotation of a GenBank genome assembly.
CAUGUCUUCAGUUGGUAUGUCAAGUUGAAGUGGCAAGGUUUUGAACGAUAUGUAUGUGGUGAGGUUCUGAUGAAAUUUGAAUAAUUUGUCUGUGAUAAUGUUUAGGAUAAAUAAGAUAUAAAAUUCAGGGCAAAAUCGUUAUAAUUACAACUCAAAAUAAAACUUAAUGACCACACUAAUUUUAUACUUGAUAAUAUAGCACUAUAAAUACUUAAUAACUUCAAAUAUACUAUAUUUUUUUCUAUUUAGCAGACUACUUUAUAGCCUUGUUGCAGACUACAUAAUUUCACCUUUAGCUCAAAGAGAAUAAAAAUGUAAAAAAAAUUAUAUAUGACCAUUUGCACUACACUAACUGUAGCGUUAUACUUCUUUGGAAUUUCGAUGUUCGGCUUGGGUUCGUGUUGACUCUGUUGUUCUUUCGAAGUGGGUUGUUGUUACAGUGUUUAGUGUGGUCAACUAUACAUUUUUAACCAUGGUUGAAGCAGAAGAAGUUGGUGCUGAUAAAACUCCAAGUAAUGAAGAGAAUGUGUCUGAUUUGGAAAAGAAAAUAAUUCGUCAAGUAGAAUACUAUUUCGGUGACAUUAACUUGGCGAAGGACAAAUUUUUGCAAGAGCAAAUUAAGCUUGAUGAUGGCUGGGUUCCUAUGGAAAUCAUGCUUAAAUUCAACCGCCUUUCUCAGUUAUCUCAAGAUCCAGAUGUUAUAACUAAAGCCAUUUUAAAAUCAAGUAAUAAAUUGAUGGAGGUUCAUGAAGAUAAUAGUAAGAUUCGUCGAUCACCCAAUAUGCCAUUACCUGAAAUGAAUGAAAGUCGAAGGAAAGAAUUGAUGUCCCGUACAGUUUAUUGUAAAGGGUUUCCAACAGAAGACACUACCAUCCAUAAGCUGCUUGAUUUCUUCCCUAAGUUUGGUGAUAUUGACAAUGUUAUUAUGAGAAGUUUUAAUGACAAAGCCACCAAAACCUGGAAGUUUAAGGGAUCCGUGUUUGUAAUUUUUUCCACUGUUGAAGGAGCCCAAGAUUUUCUUUCAUUAGAUUCUGUCAAGUAUAAUGAUACUGAAUUAAUCAAAAAAUGGCAAAAUAUUUAUCUGGAUGAAAAAAGAAAGGAAAAGCUUGAAGCUAAGGGAAAAAAUAAGAAGAAAAAAGCCAACAAGGAAGGAAAGGAUGAAGAUGGAGAAUCUAAAACUGAGGAUGGGAGUGAAGAUAAUAAGAAUGAAGAAGAAGAUGGCAAUAAAGAAGAGAAAAGGGAAUUUCCUAGAGGUUCAGUUGUUCAAUUAAAAGGUCUUGGAGAGAAGAAUGAAUUAAGACGUGAUGAUCUGAAAGCGGCAGUUGAAAAACUUGGUGUUGGGGUUGGUUUUGUUGAAUUCAGCACAGGUCAAGAUGAAGCUUGGCUUAGAUUAGAUGCUGAGGGUGCUGCAUUAGAGUUGGCAGGUUUGGUUAAAGGCGGUGUGUUAGAGAUAAAUAGUGAAGUGAAAGCAGAUUUAAGGGUCAUUGAAGGAGACGAAGAAGAGACAUUUUUAGCUAAGUGCUUAGCUGACAAGAAGAAAUUAGUUGGGAGGUCACGAAAUAAAGCUAGACGAGGUCGACCAUUCAAUAAUCAUCGAAAACGUAAAGGCAGCCCUUCUAAAGAUAAUUCCAAGAAAGUUCAAAAAACUAAUUAAUAGAAGUAGAAGUUUAUUAUUUUUUUAUUAACCAACACUAUAAAAUAUGUAUGUAUAUAUUGUAUGAUUAUUUUAGACAGACAGAAGUGAACUAUCCAAGCAAGUGUAUUUUUCCUUUAAAAUUUCAUUGUAAAUGAUAGAAAAAUAGACUUUUUGGGUAUUCAGAAUGAUAACUUGGAAUUUAAUGUAAGAAAGUUGUUAAAUAAAACAUUGAGUAUUGAGUGGUACUUAAC